Molecule: messenger RNA, 4509 nt
Organism: Paramecium sonneborni
Lineage: Eukaryota; Ciliophora; Oligohymenophorea; Peniculida; Parameciidae
Source: the annotation of a GenBank genome assembly
AUGGACACAAACACAAUUUAAAGUGUCUACCUUCCUGAUCCUGAAGAAAGUAUCUAAUAUGAAUGAAUCAUUAGAAAUUGUCUAUAAGAAUGUCCGUAAGCCAAAUUUACCUGCUACAGCUGAUAUAGCAUACUGUGAAAUCAGAAUUGCUGAACUCAUGGCUGAAGUUGAAGCUUAAAAGGAGCAUUCAUUCAAAAUCCAGUAAUAAUUGGAUCUCUAUGUUACAUACGAAUAAUCAGUAUAUAUCCAUUUUUAAUAUAAGCUUAUAUAAUAUGAAUCUAAAAACGCAAUUUUGACAGAAGAAAACAAACAAUAAAGUUAAUUACUUUAAGUAAAAUCGCGGGACUUAGAACAAGCGUAAUUAAAAAUAUUGGAAUUGGAAUAAUAGAUAGAUUAAUUAAGAGAAGUUGACUUAGAAUUAUCAAGACAUAUAUAGUUAUUGUUAUUAAAAGAUAGAGAAAUAUAAGAUGUAAAAUUAGAUUUGUAUUAAUAUAGUUAAAUAAUAAAUACAAUACUUUAGAAUAGUUCUUAUAAUAAAAUAAGAAUUGGGAGUUAAUUAACUAAGACUUAAGGAAUUAAAUAAUCAAUUGGAAACAUGAUGUUGAACUUUGGAAGGAUAGAUUCACAAAAUCAGAAAAUGAGAGAAAACGACUUUUAGAAUUAAGAGAGGAAGGAUUGAAGAAAUAUGAUUUAAUAGAGAAUGUAGAUACUGAGCCACAUUCUCCUUAAGUAGAAUUAAAUGAAUAGUAGACAGAAAAGAGGAAAGUUGAGAGGAAUUCAGAAAAUAAUACUUAAUUACUAUAAUAAACACAAGUUAAUUUAUUUGAGAAGGAACAUUAAAAUAGUUUAUUGAAUAAUGAAUUGAAUAGUUUGAGAUAAUAGUAAUUAGAAUUUUAGAAACAAAUAAGUGAUUUAACGAAUUAAUUAAAUAAAUUGGAUGAGAAGGAUAAAGAAAUAGUGAGAUUGAAUGGUUUAUUAUAAGAGAAGCCAAAGAUUUAGAUAGUGAAAGAAGAAAAGAUAGUGACAGUAGAGAAUACUACAUUGGAUGAAGAGAAGAUAAGACUUUAAGGAUUAUUGGAUGAGACUAAUAUUCGUUUAGAAAAUUCAUUUAAUGAUAUAGAGUAAUUAAAUACUAAAAUCCAGACUUUGGAGGAUGUUAUUUAAAAAGUAUUAUGUAAUUGCAAUAUAAUAGUUAUAAAGAGAUAAUAGAUAAAUCUAAAGAUUGUAAGAAUAAAUAGAUUUCUUACUUAUUGAUAAAUAGAACUUGUAGACAUCUAAUGUAUAAAAGGAAAAAGUUUUAAAUGAAACUUUGAAUCUUUUAAGAUAAAAGACAAUUGAAGUCUAGGAAUUGUAGGCAGUUUAGUAAUAAUUAGCUAUUGCAAAUGAGAAAAUCGAUUCAUUAUUAAAAGAUUUAGAAUAAUAUAGAAAAUAAUUAGGAGAAUUGGAGUAAUUAUAAUAAUAAGUUAAAAAAUAAGAACAUAUUUGUUAAGAAAAAGAGAAAGUAGUAAAAGAAUAAAUGUUACAGAUAUAAUAAUUAAAAUAAAAUAGAAAUGAAUUAUAGAAUGAAUUAAACGAUAGUAAGAUUAGAAUUAAUUUAUUAUUAAAAUAUGAGUCAAGAGUGAAAUCAUAAUUAGGAACUAUAUAAUCAUUGAGAUAAGAACUUUAAGAGACUCUAGCUGGAUCUGAAUAAUGGAGAGAAAAAUAUAAUUAAAAUUGUUCAGAGAUUAGUAGAUUAUAAAGAUUAUUGGAUGUUUCAUAAUAAAGAAUUAUUAAAUUAUAAGAGGAGUUGAAGAAUUUUAAUAAUAAUUUUGAAUUAGGAUAGAUUAAGAUUGAAGCAGUACCAACAAUAAAGAGAAUUGAAAAAGUUAAUAUAUAAGACAAUAGUUAGAUAGAAAAAUUAUAAAAUUAAUUGAUAUCUUAAGAAUUAAAAAAUGAGUCUUUAACAAGAAAUAGAUAGUUUGAAAUAUAAACUACUUAAAGAGAAAUAGAUGCAUUAAAUUAACUAUUAUAAUAGAAAAGAUAAGAAUCUGAGUUAUGGAAAAAUAAAUAUUUGACAUCAGAAUAAUAAAAUACAAAAUUAUAAAACAUUAAUGAUAAAUAUAAAUAAUUAGUCUUAAGAUUUGAAGGAUAGAAAGUGACUAUUUAAUAGUUAGAAUCAAAAUGUUUAGAAUAAGGAUAGGAAAUAGAAGAAUAAAGAUCAAAGAUUUUCACUUUAACAAUUGAACUUAAUUAAGUUGAAAGUUACAAGAUUGAAAAAGAAUAGCAAAAAGAAAGAGCUCUUUAACUUUAUUAAGAAUUGAUAAUUUCAUAAUCAAGAGUGGCUAGAUUGAUUGGAACAAUUAAUGAAUUAUAAAGAUAAUAAAAUGUUAAAUCAUAAAAUCCAUAAACAUAGGUUGUAUAACAGAAAUCAGAUACUGUUGAAAAGAUGAGAUAAAGGAUUGUAGAGCUUGAAAUGGAAAUAGAUGAUACUAAGGAUGAUUAAAUUAGUGAAUUAGAAUAAAGAAUUAAAAUUUUGGAAGUUGAAUUAAAGAAAUAAUUGGAUAUUAAUGGCUAAUUAAUUAAGGAUCUUUAAAAUGUAGAUAGAAAGAAAUAGGAUAUUUUAAGUGAGUUAUAAACACUUUAGACAAGUGAAUCAGAUGCAAAUCAAUUAAGAAUAGCAUUUAAUAAAAAGGUUAAGGAGUGUGAAUAAUUAAAGACAGAUCUGGAUAAAACUUAAAUGAUAAUCUAAUCUUAUGAAUAAUAAAUUAAUUAAUCAAGAGAAUAAGAUCUUAAUUAAAAGAAUGAAUUAUAAAGAUUGAAAAUAUUUAAUAAUAAUCUUAAUAAGUAAAUUGCAUCUUUGUUGUUGCAUUUAAAUUCUUUAGAGUUAACUAUUAAUACUUAAAGACAUAAAUUAGAUGCCUAUCCUGAAUUGGAAGAAAGGAUUAAUGAUUAAAUUAUAAAGAUAAAUAGUUUAGAAAAAGAAAAUAAUGAAUUAAAGUUAUAAAAUGAUAUUCUUAAUGCUUAAAUAAGUUAAUUAGAAUAACAUAUAAUAAGACUAUAGCCAUUAGAAUAAUAAGUGAAUCUUUUAAAAGAAAUGAUAAAUAAUGAUAAUAGGGAAAUCAGUUUAUGGUAAACCAAAUUUUAAGAUUUGGAAAAUGAACGUGUGUAAUAGAAUGAGGAUUAUAGAAAAAAGAUCGAUUAAUAUUAAAUAGAAUUAAAAGAAUAAUAAAAUCUAGAGAUGAUUAUUAAACAAUAAUAAAAUGAUAUUGAUGAUCUAUCUUAAAAUAAUUAAAAAUUAUUGACAAAUAUAAAAGAUUUACAAAUUUAAUAAGAUAAAUUAUAGAGAGAUUUAGAUAAUAAAGAUAUUGAAAUAAAGAGAUUGCAAUAGAUUGAAUAGGAAUUUAGAAAAUUAUAAGAUUUAUUUAAUCAAGAAAUUCAAAAGUACUAAGAUUUAAAUGAUAAGUAUUCAUAGUUGUAAAAUUAAUAUGAAUAAACAAAAAGAGAACAGGAAAAAUUAGAAAAUAAAUGUGCAAUGAUGUCAAGUGAAAUUGAAAGAUUGAAAGUAAUGUUGAAGAAUAAGAAUUAAGAAUUAGAUUUGAAUAAAUAGUAACUUCAUUAAAAUGAAUAAUAAUUAGAUUAAUUAUAACCAUUGACAGUUGAGAAUAAAAGACUGUUUGAAUAAAUUUAAUAAUAGAUUCAAUAAAUUGAAGAGUUGAAAUAAUAAUUGAUAAAAUUAUAAAGAUAAUUGGAUGAUAAAAAGAAAUAAUUAGAGCAGGAAUAAAUUAAUUAAGAAUAAUAAUUAGAAGAAAUAAAUAGAUUAUAGAAUGCAUUAAGAAAUAAAGAGGAUGAUAUUCAUUAAUUUAGAUAAGUUACAAAGCAAUAUGAGAUUUAAUUGAAAGAUAAUAGGAAAGAGGAAGAUUAAUGGAAUGAUUUACAAAAUGAAAUAAAUAAAUUAACUUAAUAAUUGAAUUAUUUGAAUGAAAUAAUAGGUUAGAAAAAUAUAGAAUUGGAGAAUUUACAGAAAUAGAAUACAUAAUAGUAAUUACAAUUAUUAGAGAAUGAAAAAUUAGAUUACAAAAUUUUAGAGAAAACUGUUGAAGCAAGAGAAAAAGAAGUUGAAGAUUGGAGAAGAAGAUUCUAAAAAUUAACUUAAGAUUAAGAAAAGUUGUAUAAUGAAAAAUUAGAAUCAAAUAAUAAAUUAGCAAGUCAAGAAUUAGAAAUUGAAAGAUGGAAAAGGAAGGUUACAUCAAAUGAAAGUGAAUUGAAUUUACUUAGGAAUAUUAUUGAAUAAUUGAAUGUUGAAAUAGAACGUUUAAGUAAAUGUAGUGAAGAUUUAUUGCAAGUAAAAUAUUAUAUCAAAUAUAGGAUAAUGAAGCUUGGAGAGAAAAGUACUCUAAGAUUUAACAAUAAAUUCCAUCUAUGUUAGAGUUGAUUCCACCCAUAACUCCUGGAAACAGUUUCAGAAAAUCCGACAAGCCAUAAUAAUAAUGACUAUGAUGAGUUAUUUUAAUAAAUAUGUAUAAGGAACGC